Aspergillus candidus is the source of this 1325-nucleotide messenger RNA. Its product is annotated as prephenate dehydratase PHA2. The record is from RefSeq and is a predicted model, not a curated record. Lineage: Eukaryota; Fungi; Ascomycota; Eurotiomycetes; Eurotiales; Aspergillaceae. Gene Ontology annotation, molecular function: prephenate dehydratase activity; chorismate mutase activity. The transcript is spliced from 2 exons. Gene Ontology annotation, cellular component: cytoplasm. Gene Ontology annotation, biological process: L-phenylalanine biosynthetic process. Bases 210 to 1133 code for a protein of 307 amino acids.
GCCAAGGCAUAAACAUCGGCACCUUGGGUCGGUAGUUUGUUUUGUUUGACUGGGCUAUCUAAUCUACUUGAAGAUCACCCCCUCCGCAGAUCAACAAGCAUUCGAGCGCAAAAAUUUGGCGAGGCUGACCACAGCUGACAAGCAAAUUGGGCUGCAAGGGCCACCUUUACUCUGGCACUCCCCUCCCUCGAAAAGUAACAACCAAAUCAAUGGAGUCUUCCAGUGUAGCAUUCCUCGGCCCAGUGGCGUCCUUCUCUCAUCAGGCUGCUGCUGAGUAUUUUGGAUCUUCGGCCACACUACUGCCCCACGUGUCGUUUGGGGAUGCCUUUGCUUCUGUCCAAAACGGAACAACGGACUAUGCGAUCAUCCCUUGCGAGAAUUCGACGAACGGAUCAGUCGUCCAAACCCUCGAUCUGCUCAUCGACCGAGAAGAUCGCUAUACCGACGUAAAGGUGGUCGCAGAGUAUUAUCUGACCGUUCACCACUGCCUCUUGGCCCGAAAAGGCGCAUUUCCUUCUUAUCAGCGGGGCGAAACCCAGAUCGCCAAGUUAUAUACCCAUCUUCAGGCCUGGGGGCAGUGCGAGAUCUUCCUCGAGAAGUACUGUAAAGGCGUUGAGAGGCAAGACGUAUCGUCCACGUCCAAGGCAGGUGAGAUCGUUUCGAAGGAAACAGGGGAACAGAGUGCUGCCAUCGCUAGCCGCUUUGCUGCUGAGCACCAUGGGCUAGACGUUCUAGAAGAGAACAUCGAGGACAAGGACGACAACACCACACGCUUCCUCGUCUUGAGGAAUGCCAAGUCGGACAGUGGAGCUCGGCUUCCUGGCGAAGACAGCACCACGGAUGCGACAACAACAACUCAACGAUCAUUGUUCACGUUCAUGGUCCCCCAGGAAGCACCGGGGACACUGGCGGACGCAUUGCUGAUCUUCAAGAAGCAUGGCAUGAACAUUACAAGCAUCAAUACCCGGCCGAGUCAACAAAAACCUUGGAAAUAUGUAUUUCUGGUUGAAUGCGAUAUGGCGUCUACUGACCAAAGCCAACGGGCUGUCGCCGAUAUACUGUGUGGGUUGCGACAAGUGACAGAACAAUGCAAAUACUUAGGGACUUGGGCAAAUCAACUCACGAAGUCCUGAGUAUAUACAGGCCUCCCUACUCUUGGGCAGAGAAGUUUGAAGGGCACCGUCUUCUCACGUCCCUUGCAGGAUAUGGCUGCUCAAAUCUGCCUGGAAAGAGUAUCAACAACCAGGAUGGACCCCGCCCAAGGAAUGAUGAGCCAGAUGAAUAGUAAGGGACUUUAAAGCUGCUCUGUAGAUGUUCACAAAGCC